This is a messenger RNA of Knipowitschia caucasica, 636 nucleotides long. The record is from the annotation of a GenBank genome assembly. Lineage: Eukaryota; Metazoa; Chordata; Actinopteri; Gobiiformes; Gobiidae.
AUGCAGGGGCGCGGCCAGGGGUCGCGGUCAGGUUGCUACUGUCAGGUUCUCUCGUCAGGUUCGUCGCGGUUCCAGGUGCCGCGGGCAGGGUCUCGCGUCAGGUUCUCCGGUCAGGGUCGCUCGCAGGUGUCUCGGUGCAAGGGUCGCUGGCUGGGGCUCGCAUGUUCUCGUCAGAGGCGUCUCGUGCAGGUGUCGAGUCAGGGUCUCUGGUCAAGUGCCUGUCAGGUUCGCGGGCAGGGUCAGGGUCAGCUGCUCGUCAGGGUGUCUCGGUCAGGGUGCGCGGUCAGGUUCUCCGGUGCAGGUUCUGCGGGCCUGCUGAGGGGCAUGGAGGGGUGGGUAGGUGUUAUAUCUCAGGGAGCGCCAGACGGCGGAUUCGCAUUCAAGGUCGCUAGCCAAAACGGGAUCGAUCCGGUUUGCCGCAACUUGGCCGGCGCGCUCUGGGUGACCUUGAGGCCCCGCGAGAGAGGGGGGGAAGCGGCCCACACCGCCGCCCCUCGCGCCGCUCGCCCCCCCUCCCCCCUCGGCGGCCUCCAGGGACGAUCAGGAAUGAGACGGUGUAAAGAUAGGGGGGUGGAGGGGGGUGCGGUGGAGGAUGUUCCUGCCAAAAUGACGGGGGGGAAACCUUUGUGGUUCUAG